GUUAUUAUUCAAACUGGUUAAAUAGUUUUUCUAUCUAAGGAAACCAAGCAGAUUGCAUCGAGUCAGAGACUUGUAGCAUUCACUCCUCCUGGAUGAACAUGAGCAGAGAAGUUGAGAAGAUAAAAGAAACGUUUAACAUAAAAGAUGUAAUUUAUAGAGCAAACAUAUAGAAAAAACAACUUAUUCAUAGAAUUUGAUUUGACUUAUAUACAUACACUGCAGUAAACCACCAUAAACCACACUCCAAACCAGCCGAUGGCGUUAAUUCGCACCUUCAGAUUUUUGCCAGCCGCCAAUAAACUCCAGAAGAAGAAAACGACGGCGAAGAAGAACAUUUCGUCACCGUGCGCCUGCGCAUGGAAGCAGCCUGUAGUCCUUGAGAGUGUUCGUGAUUCUGAUUCGGUGUCGCUGUGAUUCUGAUGCUCUGGCUGCUGCUCCGGAGGCUCCGGCGGUUCUCGGCCGGCUUGGAGCGCUCCUUUAGCAGCCUGCCCGCCUCACAGGUUCGCAGAACCUUCCUGGACUUCUUCCGGGACAAACACCGACACCUGGUGGUUCCUUCCGCUUCGGUCCGGCCCGUAGGAGACCCCAGCCUGCUGUUCGUGAACGCCGGCAUGAACCAGUUUAAGCCGGUUUUCCUGGGGACGGUGGACCCCCGCAGCCCGAUGGCGUCGUACCACCGUGUGGUCAACAGUCAGAAAUGUGUUCGAGCCGGAGGCAAACACAACGACCUGGACGAUGUGGGUCGGGACGUGUACCACCACACCUUCUUCGAGAUGCUCGGGAACUGGUCCUUUGGAGACUACUUCAAGGAAGAGGCGUGUUGGAUGGCUUGGAGCCUCCUCACAGAGCAUUAUGGGAUCCCAGCUGAUAGACUCUACGUGUCGUAUUUCGGUGGAGACGCUGCAUCGGGUCUACUGGCUGACGAGGAAACCCGGCACAUCUGGCUGGACUUAGGGGUUCCUCCCGCUCGCAUCCUGCCGUUUGGUCUGAAGGACAAUUUCUGGGAGAUGGGGGACACGGGCCCCUGUGGCCCCUGCACCGAGAUCCACUAUGAUCACGUGGGGGGACGAGAUGCUGCUGGGCUCGUCAACGCAGACAAUCCAGAGGUGGUGGAGAUCUGGAAUUUGGUCUUCAUCCAAUACAAUAGGGAGAUGGACCACAGUCUGCGGUUGCUGCCCCAGUUCAGCGUGGAUACUGGGAUGGGACUGGAGAGACUGGUCAGCGUUCUGCAGGGUAAACGGUCCAACUAUGACACGGACCUGUUCACACCACUGCUGGACGCCAUCCACCAGCGGUCAGGGGCGGGGCCUUACAGCGGCAGGACGGGGAAGGCAGAUGAGGGACAUGUGGAUCAGGCCUACAGGGUCAUAGCCGACCACAUCCGGACUUUAUCGGUCUGCAUCGCUGACGGAAUCCAUCCUGGGAUGUCUGGAGCCGAGUUGGUGCUGAGGAGGAUCUUGAGGCGGGCAGUUCGGUUCUGUAUUGAGGUUCUGAAGGCUCCACAAGGAGCGUUGGCCAGCCUGGUUCCUACUGUGGUUCAUAUUUUGGGUGACGUGUAUCCAGACCUGGCCCGGGAGGCGGACCGGAUCAUUGACGUCAUCAACGAGAACGAGGCUCACUUCCUGUCAUCUCUCCAGCACGGAAGCCGGCUGAUUCAAAGGACUUUCAGAAGGAUGGAGAUCACAGGAAGCCCGUUCCCUGCCUCAGUGGCCUGGUCUCUGCACCGGGACCUGGGUUUUCCUUUGGACUUGGUGAACCUAAUAUUGGAGGAGAGAGGAGUCCAGGUGGACCAUCAGGAGUUAGACAGACUGAUCUCCAAGAACCAGAAGAUGUUGUCGGAGCGGCAGGCAGGUGUGCGGCCUUGCCUCCUGCUGGAUGUCCUGAGCCUGGCGGAGCUGCAGCGCAGCGGUGUUCCUCACACUGACGACACCCUUAAGUACCGGUACCGGCUGGAGAACGGCAGAUACGUGUUCCCAGCUUGCCGAGCCACAGUUUUGGCCCUGUAUGAUGGUCAGGUGCUGGUUCCGGAGGUCAGUGAGGCUCAGCGCUGCGGAGUCAUUCUGGACCGGACCUGUUUCUAUUCUGAACAGGGGGGGCAGUCACAUGACCAGGGAUACCUGAUACGGGGCGGGCUGGAGGAUGUUCUGUAUUCGGUGGAGGCGGUUAUCCGGGCCGGAGGAUACGUGGUCCAUCAGGUGACUGUUCCCGACCUCCUGAAGACUGGAGACCAGGUCCAGCUGCACCUCAACGAGGCCCACCGGCUGUCCUGCAUGGUGAAACAUACAGCGACCCACAUCCUGAACUUUGCUCUGAGGAAAGUUCUGGGUCCAUCCGUGCAACAGAGAGGUUCUCACGUCUCAGCUGAUCACUUGCGCUUUGACUUCAGUGUGAAGGGUUCUCUGAGCUCCUCCCAGCUGCAGCAGGUAGAAACGUGUGUUAAUGAAAUCAUCUCAGCCAAUCUGGUUGUCCACAGCUCGGAGGUUCCUCUGCAGAAAGCCAGAACCAUCCAAGGACUGAGGACAGUGGACGAGAUAUAUCCGGACCCUGUUCGGGUGGUGUCGUUCGAGGUUCCAGUAUCUGAGCUGUUGGACGGUGGGUCGGUGAGAGAGACGUCUGUGGAGCUCUGCUGUGGAACACACCUGCUGCAGACCAGCGCCAUUGAGGAUCUAGUGAUCAUCUCAGAGAAGCAGCUGGUGAAAGGAAUCAGCCGGAUCAUUGCUGUGACGGGACAAGAUGCUGUACAGGCAAGGGACAUGGGACAAGUGCUAUCACAGGAAGUGGACUCUCUGUCAGCGAGACUGUCAGGCUCCGCCCCAUCCAGCCUAGGCUCCGCCCAUCAGUUCUCCAAGGAGGCUAGUGUCCUCUCUGAUGCUGUAGACAACACCCCCAUCCCCCAGUGGCAGCGCAGAGAAAUGCAGGUCCAACUCCGAGCCAUUCUGAGGGCCGUCAACACAGUCAUCAGGAAAUUGGAGACCCAACUGGCUGCAGAGAAUGCGGUGGUCCUUCUGCAGAAGAACGGCAGGAAGGAGCUGCUGGUGGACUCUGUGGAGACGGACUCUCUGUCGGUUCUAAUGAAGACUGUCAACCAGUUGAGUGCCGCCACGCCUCUCAGUCAGGUGAUGCUGCUUGCUCACCAGGAGGAUUCAGGGAAAAUUUUAUGUGCCUGUCAAGUUCCCAAGGAUUCGCCAGGCCUCGCAGCAUCUGAUUGGGCGGUGGCUGUAUGCCGCCACCUCGGGGGGAGCGCUGGGGGCUCUGCUUUGGUCGCCAAGGGAACAGGAAGCAGUGGUGACAUCACAGAGGCCCUGAGGUGGGCUGAAGACUUCGGCCGCCAGAAGAAACAGCUAUGAUGUCAGAGGCUUCGCCCACGUGUAGCUUCCUGUGAUUGGACCCUGAGCCAAUAAGGAAGUUAUGAAUAACAGCUGAACUCCGACUUUAUGAUCAGUUUAUUGAUUAGUGGUUACAGUUUGUCUACAAAACACCAUAAGAACCCGGACCAUCUGCUGCCUGCGGGUCUGAGCCGUCAGUGUCCUGGAUCAGAACCAGAACCUGGCUGUUCUUCAGACCAGGGACAUGUUGAGCCACUGCAGAAGACGAACAACAGUUAUUAAUCAGAACAUUAUCUACAGAGACAAUAAAGUGGUUCUGAUUCUUAGACUGCAGAAGGUUCUGAGGUUUGUAAACUUCGGAUUUUAGAGGGGCAGAGCUGGAAGAAUUUCAAAAUAAAAGCUUUAGACAGAG
Girardinichthys multiradiatus is the source of this 3738-nucleotide messenger RNA. It is a transcript of the gene aars2, whose product is annotated as alanyl-tRNA synthetase 2, mitochondrial (putative). The transcript has 22 exons. The coding region runs from base 420 to 3347 and encodes 975 amino acids. Gene Ontology annotation, biological process: alanyl-tRNA aminoacylation; tRNA modification. The record is from RefSeq and is a predicted model, not a curated record. Gene Ontology annotation, cellular component: mitochondrion; cytoplasm. Lineage: Eukaryota; Metazoa; Chordata; Actinopteri; Cyprinodontiformes; Goodeidae. Gene Ontology annotation, molecular function: nucleic acid binding; aminoacyl-tRNA deacylase activity; ATP binding.